This is a messenger RNA of Rasamsonia emersonii CBS 393.64, 1404 nucleotides long. RefSeq lists its product as uncharacterized. Gene Ontology annotation, molecular function: carbohydrate:proton symporter activity. Gene Ontology annotation, biological process: transmembrane transport; carbohydrate transport. The record is from RefSeq and is a predicted model, not a curated record. The transcript has 6 exons. Lineage: Eukaryota; Fungi; Ascomycota; Eurotiomycetes; Eurotiales; Trichocomaceae. The coding region runs from base 1 to 1404 and encodes 467 amino acids. Gene Ontology annotation, cellular component: membrane.
AUGGUGGAAAAGAAGCGCAAUCUGUAUAUCUUGAUUGUCGCCUUCGUGGCAUUGGGGUCGUUUGCGUUUGGAUACUCCAAUACCAUUAUCGGAACCACGCUCGCGCAGCCCUCGUUUAUACAAGCGUCCGAAUUCGAAUGCCAUUUCUGGCGCGACCAGUGGCCUCUAUACCGGAGGAGGACGUCAGUACUUCAUACGAGCAUGAUGUGUUUUAUGUCAUUGAGCUGUGGGCUGACGGUCCCCAUUCCUGGGAGCCUUGUGCUCAUCCUGGCUAGCAGAGCGUCUGGGACGGAAAAGUCCAUCUUCAUCGGAGCAUUGACGGCUACUAUUGGCGGCGCUCUCCAGGCUGGCUCGGUAGCGCUGUCAAUGUUUAUUGUCUUUCGCUUUGUCAAUGGUCUUGGAGUUGGUACGGCAGAUUCGCCCAGUUCUUGCUGGAGAGAAGUUGCCGCUGAUGGUCCAAAUAACUCUCUCGUAGGCAUGCUUUUACCACUUGUGCCUCUGUACCAAAGUGAGGUAUCUCCGCCGCAUUCGAGAGGGAUGAUGGUUGGUUUUCAUGGCAUCUGUGUUACUGUUGGAUAUGCUGCUGCGAGUUGGGUUGGCUUCGCCUUUUAUUUCGUCAACGCGAACGGCGCUCAAUGGCGUCUGCCCUUGGCUGUGCAAGCCAUCCCAGCUCUCUUCUGCACCAUUGGGAUUCUGUUCCUCCCAGAAUCUCCUCGUUGGCUCAUCUCACGGGAGCGUUCUGACGAGGCCCUCCGGAUCAUUCAGCGAUUGCAUCGCGAUGAGUCCGAUCCCGACAAUACCUUUGCCUACCGGGAAUAUCAGCAGAUCAGGCAGCAGUAUGAGAUCGACAAGAAGAACGAGGUCUCGUGGAAGGACAUGUUCGUCAAGGCGUCGUAUCGCAAGCGAGUCAUCAUCGGUGUCAUUGUCAUGUUUGCAUCGCAGACGACCGGAACAACCGUUAUAGCAAACUAUGGACCAGAAUUGUAUGGCGCGCUGGGCUUCGACACCACCAUCCAGUUACUCUUCUCCGGCUGCUACGCGUCUCUGGCCCUCUGCGGCAACUGCUUCAAUGCACUGACGAUCGAUUACAUUGGCCGGGUGAACGCGCUCCGAUGUGGGUGGAUCGGCGAUGCCGUCGCGCUGAUCGGAGAAUGCAUCUCACUCAGCAUCUUUCAGCGGACCGGAUCGCAUUCCGCUGCUGUUGCCAGUGUUUUCUUUUUGUUCUUGCACAUCGCGCUCUUUGCCUUUAAUAUCGACGUCACCACCUACGUAUAUACCUCAGAGAUCUUCCCCAACCACAUCCGCGCUAAGGGAAUGGCUAUUGCGAUCGUCGGAUACUUUUCGUCCCUGAUCAUCUACCUGCAAGUAGCACCGACGGCCUUUGACGCCAUCGGAUGGAAGUAA